UUCAAUCCAGGGUCCCAAAUUCAACACUUAUGCGCAUCAUACAACAACACUUGCCCCUUCAUGAAAUCGCUUUUAUAGUACUCAGCAGCCUUGUCCUAAGGUCAGGUAAUGUUUUUUGUUUACAAAGUAGUUGUAGCAUUAGAUCAUGUCCCAUGCCAUUCUCCUUUUCCACUAUAAAUAGUAAUGAGAACAACACCUUUAGGAUCAUAUCUUCUUCUUCUUGGUCUAUAUUCGAAAAUGAAGGUUUCGUAUGCAACACUGUGCAUCAUGGUUACCUUGGUUGCUCUAGCUGAGACAGAGUUGUGUGUGACAGCAGUGACGUGUAAUGCGUUGCAGCUGAGUGCAUGCGCGAGUGCCAUCACCUCCUCGAGCCCUCCUUCAUCUGUUUGCUGUAGCAAACUGAAGGAACAAAGGCCUUGCCUUUGCCAGUAUUUGAAAGACCCCAACCUCAAGAAGCUUGUGAACUCUCCCAAUGCUAGGAAAGUUGCAAAUGCUUGUGGUUCCCCAUUCCCCACUUGCUAGAUAUACACUUUUUGAGUAUGUUUCACUUCAACUAUUAUUAGGGUUGUCGGAGUAUCUUAUGUGUGUUUUUUUCUGUGUAAUGUACUCUGUUUCGUUUUUUAUCAUGAAGUGGGACAGGUCCUCUGGUUGUCCCAGAGUUUGGUGUGGUUCUGCUUCAACAAUCACACUUUCCGUUGGAGAAUUUGAUGUUGUAUUGUACUAGCUCUGAUGUGCAUCUAUCAAUGAAUGUGUAGUUUAAAUUUGUUUGCUGAUUA
Molecule: messenger RNA, 776 nt
Organism: Vigna unguiculata (cowpea)
Lineage: Eukaryota; Viridiplantae; Streptophyta; Magnoliopsida; Fabales; Fabaceae
Biological process (GO): lipid transport
Source: RefSeq, a predicted model, not a curated record